Pelmatolapia mariae (spotted tilapia) is the source of this 5724-nucleotide messenger RNA. RefSeq names its product SHC (Src homology 2 domain containing) transforming protein 2 (gene shc2). The transcript has 16 exons. Gene Ontology annotation, cellular component: plasma membrane. Gene Ontology annotation, biological process: intracellular signal transduction; cell surface receptor protein tyrosine kinase signaling pathway. The record is from RefSeq and is a predicted model, not a curated record. NCBI's taxonomy places the organism in Eukaryota, Metazoa, Chordata, Actinopteri, Cichliformes, Cichlidae. Bases 1589 to 3769 code for a protein of 726 amino acids. Gene Ontology annotation, molecular function: receptor tyrosine kinase binding.
UGUAAGAGAGUACUUUUGACGUAGACGAGCCGGAGUUUGACAACGGAGGGUAAACUUUCAGGAGAAAAGUACACAAGGUUGGCGAUGUAUCCACUGGGGGGUGAAAUCCAAACAACCAAGAAGUGAUCUGCACUGCAGUGGUCAUGUAGCAGCUUUCUCAGAGCCUGACACAGUUGUUCUAGAGUCGGUGUUGGAUAAAUGCCAUGGUCUCCAGUUUCUCCAGAUUCUCUGAAGCGCUGUAGAAAUCCUAGAAUCCUGACUCCUGAUGUGUACCUUCUGUUGCGUUUGUGUAAGACGGAGCAAUGCAGUUGUGAGAGAGAAGCAGGAAAGAGAUUGAACGGGGGAAAGGAAAAAGAGAGAGCAGCUAAAAGGAUCUUGCUGAGAUGGCUGAUUGUUCUCUUGGGAGACGGUUGGGAGGGAGAUGGGAAGGGAAUUCAGGCAGAUGGAAUAGGGUAGAUGUUUUUAGAGAUGUAGUCCCUUAGGAGAGUGGCUGCAUUGUUUUCUUUAUGAAGUCUUUGCCUAUAACCAGGAUCAAUUAUAAGCAUACAUCAAAUCAUACAAAAUUCACUUUAACUAAAUGGACAGGAAAUUUUCUGAUAUUCAUCAACAUCCAAACUCAAUACCCUCUUAAAUAUUUUAACUUUAUAUCUCAAUAUAGCUAGUUCUAGAGCUUUGUUCUUCUGUUGCUGUACAUUUGUGUUAUUUGUUUUUAUGCGAUUUAAAGUAGUGUUGGUUACUUUUUGAACAUGUGAAUUUUAAUUAAGGACAUUAUUUUGUGUUAGUUAUCAAAAUGCAGAGACAGUUGAAAUACAGAAGUCAAAGAUAAAAAAUAAACAGAAAAUCCAUAGAUAAGAAAAAUUCCAAAUGAUAACGAACUGACAAUGGAUGGGCAAGAUGCUUCGGAUGUUUCCAGCCUCUCGCCCAGUGUUAGCUGGGAUCCCAGCUGAAUAAGUGGUUAAGCGGAUGGAUAUAUCGUUUUAUUUCAGUCAUAUUUUUACCGUCUUAAAAGCAAUGCAGCCUUUUUUAUAAUCUUAAUAUCACUGUUUUUUUAUUGUCUGAGGUCAAACGCUGGCAGAGUUCAUUUGAGGAGUAGAUUCCAAAAUGUAAUGAUUACUGGCUCCAAUUACUGUCUUGCUGAAUGUCCUUUAUGCAGAAACGCAGGUGCUCUGUGGUGUCAAUGUGUACGUGUGUCUGGGAGCAGGGUGGUUCAGGCAGAUGUGUUUUAGCUAAUACAGUCUGAGAGCAGCUGGGCAGGGCUAAUAGACCAAUGACAUCAUCCAAAGAGAGAGAGAGAGAAGAGAGAGAGCAAGACUGGGAGCACAGCUUGCCUAAGGCAGGGAGAGGGAGCGGGGCAGCUCAGUGAGGAGAGCAGCAUGAGAGCGGGACAGUGUGUGUGUGUGAACGGGAGAGGACCAGACAGCAUUCAGUUGACUUUGACAAGGAUAUAAGACCAACAAGAUUUUCCUGCUAGUUUUCUCCUCCUCCUUCUUUGCACCUUUCCCCUCCCCUUCCCUCCUUUCCCCUUUUUCUUCCAUCCUGUGGCAGUUAUCCCCACUCACAGGUCCUGCUUCAGGCGGCUCCUCCGGGCAUGCUCCUUAAGCCAAAGUAUGACCGCUUUCGCAAUGAGUCUGUGACCUCCUCCGACGACCUAAUGCAGAGCUUAGCCAUGAGCGGCAAAGUUGUGGCCACACCAGUGGUUCCCUCCUCCACGCCAAGCCUUCCUCUGCCUCCUUUGCCUCCCCUGGAUCCCAGUGCCAGGUCCUCCUCCUCUGCUGGGGCUAUGGCCUUGGCCGACUCUCCUUGCCUGGAUGGGGAACAAGAUGCCACGACAACCUUCUGCAUGCUCAUUCCUAAGAUGCCUCAGUGGAAAUUCUCCAACUCCCUGCUUAGCCGGAGUCCAUCCAACUCCAGUUCCAGCUCCAAUUCUAGCAAGGACUCGGGCAAGACAGCGGCAGCUACUUCCCAGGCCUCUGUCACGUCUUCUUCAUCAUCACACAGGCCCAGUGGUGGAACCUCAGCCAGUGGCCCAGUGGCAAGCCUUGCAGCAGUGCUUAACUCCUGUGACCCGGUGUGUGUCACUCCUUGUUCCCUACAGGCCAUUCGGGGGCAGCGAGCAGUAGCAGCGGCAAAUUCUGCCAGUCCAGGGGGGCACGUAUUUGGAGCCGCGGAGGUCAUGGCGAGCCCCGGUGGCUCCAUCAACUUCAGAUCAGGAAUGACGCGCAGCACAAGGGUCGAAGGCAUGUGGCUUGGGGGAGAGGACUUCAACCAGAAGGGCAGCUUCAUCCACAAACCCUCUCAAGGCUGGCUGCACCCUGACAAGAAGAUAGUAGGACAAGGAGCGUCCUACAUUGUCAGGUACAUGGGAUGCAUUGAGGUGCUGAAAUCAAUGCGAUCCCUGGACUUCACCACACGCACUCAAGUGACAAGGGAAGCCAUCAACAGACUGUGUGAAGCUGUGCCAGGUGGAAAGGGGGCUUGGAGGAAGAAGGUUCCAAACAAAGCUCUGCAGUCAGUCAUGGGGAAGAGUAACCUACGAUUUGCAGGCAUGAGCAUCGCAGUCAAUAUUUCCAUCGAUGGUAUUAAUCUGCUCAUUCCUACCACACGACAGGUGAUAGCUCUUCAUCCCUUGCAGUCCAUCUCAUUUGCCUCUGGGGGAGACACAGACACACCUGAUUAUGUUGCAUAUGUGUCCAAAGAUCCAGUGAAUCAGAGAGCAUGUCAUAUCCUGGAGUGUUCAGAUGGUUUAGCCCAAAGUGUCAUCAGUACCCUCGGCCAAGCCUUCGAGCUGCAGUUCAAACAGUAUCUGCACAGUCCACCAAAAACCAUGACAUCUGUGGAGAGGUCUGCCAGGACAGAAGAACCUAUUUGGAGAGAUGAUGAAGACUUCUCUGAGCCGGAUUACUAUAACCGUAUUCCAGGGAAGGAGCCUCCUGUUGGAGGUGUAGUAGACUCCAGACUCAGGCCCAGUGGAACCCUCCUUGGUCACAUGCACACUCAACCACAGAGCAAGACAGCAGCUCAGCAGAUGAGCUCACCAGCCAGGAGAGAUCAAGCAUCUCACCAGCCUGGUCAGCUGUGUUAUGAGCUUCACUGGGACACCGAGACAACCUGCAGCUCAGGUCUGACAUCAGAUGGUUAUUUGUGUGCUGACGGUCAGCCUCCAGGCAGCAGAGACUAUGAGGAGCAUCAAUAUGUUAACACCCAGAGUCUGGAAAACCUGGAUUCACUCACUCAGGGUCCUGAUGGGCACAGAGGCACCAGGGCACCAGAGAGUCCCAAAAAGGAUCUCUUUGACAUGAGGCCCUUUGAGGAUGCCCUGAAACUCCAUGAGGCCUGUGGUGUUGGGUCCACUAUAUCUGGAGGCUCUGGUGCUGAGGGAGGAGUGGGAGGUGGUCGGGUGUUGGAGGAUCAGUGGCCCAGCCCUCCACGACGCAGAGCCCCUGUUGCUCCAAAUGAGGAGCAGCUUCGCCGUGAGCCCUGGUACCACAGCCGGAUGAGCCGACGAGACGCAGAAAAACUCCUGAGCCGGGACGGAGAUUUUCUGGUAAGGGAGAGCACUACCAAUCCUGGCCAGUAUGUGCUAAGCGGCCUACACCGUGGCCUCCCUAAACACUUACUGCUAGUGGACCCUGAAGGAGUGGUCCGGACCAAAGACAUGUUAUUUGAGAGUAUAACCCACCUCGUCUCGUUUCACCUGAAGAAUGAGCUGCCUAUUGUAGCAGCAGAAAGUGAGCUUCAUCUCAAACGUGGUGUCAGGAGGAAGCAGUGAAUUACCUGGACCUGUGUGGGACUCGCUAAAUUCCUAUGUGCCCAUACAAAUCACAUAAAAACUGAAUCUAGGACUCAUUAUGGGAUGAUUUUUCAACGGGAAGAAAGAAUAUCAGCAAUACUUUCUUUCCAUGGACAAUCCUUCUAAGGAGUGUGCAGUAUCUGAUAUAUCCCUGUACUUCUGCUUGUUGACUACCAGGAUAAACCAAAUAUCCCUCAUCUGUCAUAAACUCCUCAGCAUGCAGUUAUUAAGCUAACAAACCAACCAGGAUCCACAGUCUGUGCUGUGCCCGAGCUGGAUAAUCACCAACCGAGGUCAAAACUUAAACUGACAACCUGUCUGGAGAGGAGCUAACCUCAGGAAAUCACAAAAGGAUUUAAUGCAGAGUGAAGAAAAGCCUGUAAUUGUGAAGUGCUUCCUUUAAACCACAACUUGCAUGACUAGUAAGUCACAGGUUAUUCAAAUCAACCAGUUGUGGGAAUCACCAGAACAAACUGUCACUAAUUUUCUGGUGCACCAAAAAAUUCAAAACAAGAUGUCCAGUUCCACAUUCAUUAGUUCAUCUCGGUACAAAUGCAGGAAAUGAAAAUUCUGCAACUGUUUAAAAUGUAAAGACUGUUAAAUGUUCAUGUUCAAGGUCUGCAGUAUCUGAAUUUAUAACAGCCACAAAGCCUUUAUUGUUUCUCUGAGCUAUUUUAAGCCUCACAUCCAUCAAAAAAAAAAGCAUAAUCAUGAUACACUGAUUAGCCCCAACAUUAAAACCACUGACAGGUGAAGCGCACAUCACUGAUUUACCUGGGAAACAUUGGGUCCUGGCAUUCAAGUGGAAGCUAUCUCGAGACAUCAACCACAUAAACAAGUUCCAAGUAACAGCAACCUCAAGUGUGCUCCUCGGGAACAGUUGCAGAACAUGACAUACAGUGCAAGCUGUUGAAACAGCCCACCUCCCUGCAGAUUCUGUUUUCGACACCCACAAGAUGGGCCAGAACAAGCCAAUCCACUGCACCAACUCCAUGCAAAGAGCCAGACAACACGGCGCACCCCAAAACAUCACCUGUCGCUGCACCGAUCGGUCAGAGCCGUUUUGGUGGAACAAGCGGGAUCUACACAAUGGAUGGUUUUAAUGUGGCUCAUUAGUGUAUUUAUCAGUGCAGUGGAGAUAGAUACAUUGUCCUGACUGAGAAGUUUCAUCACAUUUGCUAUUAAAUCUGCUAUUUGUGUUGUUUGUAAGGGCUGUUCAUUAUUUUAGGAAGUCAUGUGUGGUAAAAGCCUGAGUUAAAAACUCCUCCGCAUUAAUGCUCAGUAUAGCCAUGCCCGUUCUCCCCAGCCUCUCCCACUUCAGUGCCUUAAUAACUACACUGACAGGCGUUUGUGUCAGCGUGUAUAUAAUGUGCAUUUAUGCUCUUGUUGCAAAAGAACAGUUUUCUUGCCACGCCAAUGAGUAAAUGAACAAACUUCAGGAUGAUUCAAAGUUGUGUACAUGUAAACAGUAAUGGAAGCUGCUCUUGUUUUGGGGUGAAUGAGUAAUACUGUCUAUGAUGGUCUUAAAUGUUAUCGUCUUAUAUGUGUGUCCCUCAGAGUUUUUAGUCAGGUCAGUCAUAGACAUCUUAAAGAAGGAGCUUAAUUUUUCCCAGCUCAGGGAAGUGCAUCACUUUAUUGUCCUUAUUCCCUGUCUGUACAUUUUACUAACUUGCUUGUGUGUUUUUGCUCCACAACGUUUCAUUCCCAGUUUUGACAGUGUAAUACUUUAAAAUUAUUUUGUCUGCUUUCUGCCCUUUUUCCCCUCUCUGUUCUUGGCUACUUAAGUUUAAUCGGGCCCUCCUUUGUUCUUAGCCUCAUAAAUGCACAUAAAGAUGAGGUAAACUUCAACAGUUUUUUGUGAGAUCCAGAUCACUGUCAUUUUUUUGUAUCUCCCCUCAGGAAUUUCCUGGACCUUUUCUUCUAUGAUUAACUGA